UAUAGGUUAUUGGAGAAGGACAAUGCUCAGGCAGAGUGUCUACAUUUGUGUUGCAAUAAUACUUUGCAUUGCACACGGCUCUAUUUCAUCAGAAAAUCAGACUGUCAGUUAUAAUGGUACUAAAGCUGAAUAUAAUGACUUGAAGUCAAUAUUAAAUCUGGCUCAAAAUGUUAGUGAAAGUUUGGAUAAAGCAAACCCCAGCAAAGCGUCUGUUGAAAACAACACUGAAGCGCAGAGGAACAGCAGCGGAGUGAACCCGCACAGUAAAGAUGAAGAACAUAUGAACAAAGAGACCCAUGGAGCAAAACCAGAUUGCCCACCAUUGGGUUUGGAGUCUCUGAAAGUCUCGGAUGAUCAGCUAGAGUCUUCUUCGUAUUUGAGCGCUGGGUUAGGUCCUCACCGAGGACGCCUUAAUAUACAGUCUGGUUUAGAGGAUGAUGACGAGUAUGAUGGAGCGUGGUGUGCUGGACUAGAGGAUCAGGAUCAGUGGUUGCAGUUGGAUGCUCUCAGACCAACACUUUUUACUGGGGUCAUCCUCCAGGGCAGAAACUCCAUCUGGAGCUUGAACUGGGUCCGUACAUAUAAGGUACAGUUCAGUAAUGACUCUUUGGUCUGGCAGCCCUGCAUGGAGGGAUCAGAUGAGGCGGUGUUUGUUGGGAAUGAAGAUUUGGAAACGCCAGUUUUGGCUCUGUUCCCUGAGCCCUCGGUUGCGCAGUACAUCCGCAUAAACCCACAGACCUGGUUUAGCAAUGGCACCAUUUGCCUCCGAGCUGAAGUGCUGGGUUGCCCAGUGCCAGAUCCGGAGAACCCUCAUUUUUCUGAUUCUGAGAGCGGCUCAUUAGAUGACCUGGACUUCAGACAUCACAAUUACAAUGAGAUGAGAAAAUUAAUGAAGUCUGUGAAUGACGAGUGUCCGGAUAUCACACGGAUCUACACUAUUGGGAGGAGUUACACUGGAUUGAAGCUUUAUGUUAUGGAAAUAUCUGAUAACCCAGGAAAACAUGAGCUCGGUGAGCCAGAAUUCCGCUAUGUUGCUGGGAUGCAUGGCAAUGAAGUUUUGGGCCGGGAGCUCUUGCUAAAUCUUAUGCAGUACAUCUGCCGUGAAUAUAAGCAAGGAAAUCAACGUGUGAUACAGCUGGUAAAGGACACGCGCAUCCAUCUGUUGCCAUCUAUGAACCCAGAUGGAUAUGAGGCAGCCUAUGAGAAGGGCUCAGAACUCUCUGGCUGGGCUCUUGGACGCUACAGCUUUGAGGGCAUUGACAUGAAUCACAACUUUCCUGACCUCAACAACAUCAUGUGGGAUGCUCAGGAGUUGGCUACAGACAAGAGGAGAGUGAGCAACCACUACAUUCCCAUGCCUGAGUACUACACCUCAACUGAGGCAUUAAUUGCCCCAGAGACACGUGCUGUAAUCAACUGGAUGCAAGACAUACCGUUUGUUCUGAGUGCUAAUCUGCAUGGGGGAGAGCUGGUGGUCACUUACCCUUUCGACUGCACACGUGAUUGGAUCCCUCGCCAGGACACGCCCACUCCAGACAAUGAUUUCUUUCGUUGGUUGGCUACCAUAUACGCAUCCACCAAUCUGGUGAUGGCAAACCCAGAUAGGAGAAUCUGUCACUCAGAAGACUUCCAGCAACAUAACAACAUCAUCAAUGGAGCUGAUUGGCACACUGUUCCAGGAAGUAUGAAUGACUUCAGUUACCUCUACACUAACUGUUUUGAAGUAACUGUAGAAUUGUCCUGUGAUAAGUUCCCACAUGCCAGUGAGCUUCCCAUCGAGUGGGAGAAUAACAAAGAGGCUCUCCUUCUGUACAUGGAGCAGGUGCACAGAGGGAUAAAGGGUGUGAUCAGGGAUAAGGACACUAAAGCUGGGAUUGCAAAUGCUGUCAUUAAGGUGGAAGGCAUGGACCAUGACAUAAGAUCUGCUGUAGAUGGGGAUUACUGGCGCUUGCUGAACCCAGGUGAGUAUAAAAUAACAGUAUGGGCUGAAGGCUACUUCCCCCGUAUUCGCCACUGCUCUGUAGGGUUAGAGCCCCACCCAACCAUCUGUGACUUCACCCUCACUAAGACGCCACAGGAUCGUCUCAAAGAAAUCCUGGCAAAAGGUGGAAAAAUUCCCCGGGAUAAUCAAGUAAGGAUUCGUGCCCUGCGAAUGCGCAAACUCCGUGCCAGCACCAAGAUUCUUAACCGUCGUCGAGAGCAACAGCAGCGCCUUAAAUUGAAAUGGAAGUGAGCAACUAAUUUUCAAAACAAUGAGCCAGUCUGUCACGGAUUGCAAGACAUUGAGAUUCUGGACUGUAAAACAACUCACCGCACAGUUUUCUCUACACUCGGAAAAAUCACACCUCCAAAGUCAAUGUCACACUUUGGUAAUUAGGUAAGAGAACAACUGCGCCACUAAACAGAAUUGCAAAAAUAAAGAUUGUUUUGAAACAGCUCCCACUGUUGUUAAUCAAACAGAUCGACAGAUAGUCCCACCCCCAACUCACGCCAUAGAGCGCAACAGUCUGGUUCCUGAGGUAAAAAUCCCAUUCAUUUAUUUCAUAGACUAAUUGAUUUUCAAUGACAACUUAUAAACCUUUAAAGAAAGACCUACAGUGAGCUACGAGGUUGUUCACCACUGGUAUAUGCUUCCAUUGAAGCCGUACCUCUACUUUAUUUCAACUUCAUUGUUUAAAAAUCGUGUUUGAUAGCGGAAUUCAUGGAAAUCAACUACAUUACCCUAAGUCCAGCAGAGAAAGAUCGACCAAUCAGAGAACCGCGGCCAACAUAGCCCGCCAAACGUUUCCUAUAGUUUUAUCUAUAAAAAUAUAGAUUUAAUCUAUAGUUUUAUAUAUUCCCAUAAUUUUUUAUUUAAUUACAUAAUUCGCAAUGCUUCAUGGGAUUGUAGUUUGUGUCCUCGUGAAAAACAUUAAGUAAACAGUCUUGUACCUUUGUCUUUUUGUCUGAUUUUCAAAUACUUUUUUGCCUCAAAACAAAGUUUGUAAUAUUGUGAUUCACCUCGGAGUUGGUUGGUUUGGUUUAUGGCUUACAACUCUUUUAUGGAGGAUUUUAUGAAAAGCAGAGAAAAAAAUGAAUCGGAAAAAUAUUUCCGGAACCCAGACGGCUGAAAAAGUGGGCGGGCACUGUUGCAUACUAUUGGUUGAGCCAACUUUGUUGUGUCAGGCUGAACGGGCUGCUCAAAACAUCUCUGUAUAUUAAGAUGAGAUAGAAGAAAAAAAUUACACACUUCAGCUUUAAAGCUAUUAGUUUUCACUUUUAAAUUUGAUCUACCCUGAGCAUAUGUCAUAUCCCUGGUCUGCUGUUAAACACUUGAAUGUUUAUUUUUUACCACUAAUAUGGGAGUUAGACUCUGAGAUUGUAGCUGGUUUUCUACACUCAGAACAUGAUGACAUGGAAAUGAUAAUUAAGCUAAUAAAAGAUUAUACAGAACACA
Myxocyprinus asiaticus (Chinese sucker) is the source of this 3436-nucleotide messenger RNA. Its product is annotated as probable carboxypeptidase X1. The coding region runs from base 23 to 2233 and encodes 736 amino acids. The transcript has 13 exons. Gene Ontology annotation, molecular function: metallocarboxypeptidase activity; zinc ion binding. Gene Ontology annotation, biological process: proteolysis. NCBI's taxonomy places the organism in Eukaryota, Metazoa, Chordata, Actinopteri, Cypriniformes, Catostomidae. The record is from RefSeq and is a predicted model, not a curated record.